Penicillium taxi is the source of this 897-nucleotide messenger RNA. RefSeq lists its product as uncharacterized. The transcript is spliced from 2 exons. The record is from RefSeq and is a predicted model, not a curated record. Bases 1 to 897 code for a protein of 298 amino acids. Lineage: Eukaryota; Fungi; Ascomycota; Eurotiomycetes; Eurotiales; Aspergillaceae.
AUGGCGCCUGAGCCUCCUACCGUCACACUUCACCCCCGAGAGGUACUACGAAACGUUGCAGAUGCGCUCAAUCGCCGACAUAACGAAUUGGCCGUUACACUCCCCAUCAACUCUACAUGGGUGACUGCUCUAAGGGCUGUCGAGGAGGCUAUUGCCGGCGUUGGUGAGGAUAUCGUGCUGAUGCUGCGUGGUAUACGGGGUCCGAAGGUGCGUGAGCUGGCUGUUGUAACCCCAUCUUGGGAGCAAGCCUGUCCAGGACGAACCAUAUACGGACAAGAGAUCCGUACCGCCAUUACACUUUCCGGCAUGGAUUUACUCCCCCGGAGAACUCAGGAAAUGCGGGAGAAAAUCCGUGAGAUGGCCGAAAAGACCAGAGACGAAGGCUUCCGCGAGCCAUACGUUGUGCUCCGAGCGGAAGUUUUAGAAAGAUCUAUCCCUACUAUCCAUGCCAAUAUCUUUCUCCGUGCCAUAGAUGGUGAUGAUGAGAGUCCGGUCGAGGUGUUGAAUAACAUGGCAAUGAUUUUCGAUACCGGAGCGCACCGAACGAUAAUCGCCGAACUCCUCCUCCCUCAGUCAUUCCGUGAAUCGCUACAUGAUCCUAUCCACGAUCCAUAUCGGGAUCAGCAUGGGGUCAUAGUGCAGUUAGAUAUUGAGAUGGCUUUCACCAAUUGUGCUCUCCCUCUGACCACGUCGGUCCUGAUUGUACCACAGGCCGAAAUGCCCAAUUCUUUGGUGGGCGUGUUGUUUGGCCAAACCGGUGGGAUUGACCAUCUUAGACUUCAAAUGAGACCCCGCAAUAUCCUUCAGGCGAAGAGAGAGCAGAUUCCAGAAAAUGUUUGGGGUGACAUUAUCCUCGACGAGUAUGUUGAUCUUUAUGGAGCUGUGCAUGCUCUGUGA